This is a messenger RNA of Ectocarpus sp. CCAP 1310/34, 2301 nucleotides long. The record is from the annotation of a GenBank genome assembly. Lineage: Eukaryota; Phaeophyceae; Ectocarpales; Ectocarpaceae.
AUGAGGAUGGUGAAGAAGCUUGGAGGAUGGAAGCAGAAACUGUGGAAGGGAGACAAGUUGGAGCUGCUGCUGUUUGGGAUUCCAAGGGACAUGACGAGGAUAGAGUUCAAGAACUGUUGUGACAGGGAGGGACUGCACUGCCUAGCAAGGGGACAAGUAGGCAGAGAACAUGAACACUUCCGGGUGAAAUUGACCAAGGGAGACAGCCAAGAGUGCUUGGGGGUUGAUAUCGAGAAGCUGUCGAACUACGUAAGGAAGUUUGGAUGGAGGGUUUGCAUCGCGAACAUGAUAGAAACAGAGAAGGUAAGGAGACAAGAGGCGAGGGCGACGGAGGCGAAGAAAGGACCGAGCAGGGCAGUCGAACAAGCAAGUCAGAAGAAGUCCGAGAAGAAGCGGAAGGCGAACGAUGGUGUGCGCAAAAUCUCCAAUAGGGAAAAGCGCAAGCUGAGAGUCGGGUCGUGGAACGUGUGCGGGUUCGCAAGGAGUGAGCGCAAGCGGUUGGAAAUAGUGGACCAAGUAGAACAAAGCGAUCUAGAUGUAGUGGGGAUCCAAGAGACGUGGGAAUUGAAGGAUGGGGACGUGGUAAGCAAACUAGGGAAAUACCGGUGGGUAGGGAAGGCAAGAAAGGGCUUAGACCCGAAGAAAAGGGGGGAGGGGGGAGUCGGAUUCCUGGUCAAGGAACACUUGUUUGACGUGGUGGAAGUAGUGGUGAAAACGGAAUUCGAGGAAAGCCUAUGGCUAAAGAUACCUGGGGAGCGGGGUGAGAAAGACUUGUUUCUAGGGAACGUAUACGUCCCACCGUCGUCGAAGAAAGUCGCAAGCAAGGCGCAGGAGAACUUUGGACAAAUUGGGGAAGAUGUCCAGAGGUUCAGUAGGAAGGGAGAAGUUGUCAUGGUGGGCGAUUUCAACUCCAGAGUAGGGAAAGCUUCCAGUAGAGGACAGGCGAUCGGGCAGCACGGAGAAGACAAAGUGAAUGACAACGGAGUGAGGAUGCUUGAAUUCUUGGGAAGCAACGAACUGAUGGUGUUGAACGGUAGGAGGGAAUGCGAUAAGCCGGAGUUCACAAGGCAACGGGCAGUUUGCAAUGAAUACUCAAUCCUCGACUACAUCCUGGUAGACAGGGGGAGCACGCAGAUCCCAGAGCUGCACAUAAGUGCGAUAGAUAUAGGUUCGACCGACCACUUCCUCAUAUGGGCAAACAUCGACCGAUCCAGAAAGAUCAAGAGUAAGAAACAGAGGAAAGUGUUCCGAUGGAAGGUAGAGCGUUUGGGAGACGAUGGGACACGGGAUGAAUUCCAGAAGGGGCUGGCUGGUAGUGUAGAAUCCUUCAGGAAACUGCUGAGAAGCGUCGAAGACGGACAGGUAGACGUACAGACAGCAGGGGACAGGGUGAUUGAAGGGUGGGAGUCCAUCGUGAACGCAACGGCAGAGAGAGUAGUGGGAAGGAAGGUGGUACGAUGUGGGGUAUCGGUUAAGUGGUGGGAUGACGAGCUGAAAGAAGAAAUAGGGGAACGUAGAGAAGUGUUCAAGCAGUACCUGCGUAAGGCGUCUGAGGAGAGUUGGGAAACGUACAGGGCCAAGAGAAAACAGGUGAAGGGACUAGUGAAAAAGAAGAAAAAGUGUAUUUGGGACGAAGUAGUGCAGAAGGCCAACGGAGGCCUGGAGGGGAACAUCAAGCAGAUGUGGGAAGGGACUAGUGGCAUGGUAACAAGGACCGCUCAAGGGGUGAUACAGGGGUCGCAACUUUGCGAGGUGUGGACGGUGGAUCAGUCAGCAGUGGGAAGGGAAAAGGGGAAGUUUCCGCAAGAAGAGGGGGGUCGUAGACCACACGUGUUCACGGUAGGGAGAAUCAUCCAAGGUAGAAAGAGGGCGGGAAAGCCGACGUACUGCUUCUUCCUGGACGUGAAAAAGGCAUACGACACCGUAUGGAGAAAUGGGUUGUGGAAACAACUGUCCAAAUACGGGAUCAAGGGGAAAAUGUGGAGAGUGCUGAAGAAGAUGACAGAGUGCACGAAAAGCGCGGUCAUGCUAGACGGAGAACUGUCAAAAUUCUUCGACAUUGAGCAGGGGGUCCCACAAGGUUGCACGCUGUCCCCAACAUUGUUCCAGCUGGCGGCGGAGGACAAGGAGCGCGUGAAGAACGAGCUCGCGGCGGCGGGACUGCCAAAGCUGCCGACCAAGAACAGGCUCGACCCCUCCGUGGGGAACAUCUCGAAAGAGGGUUUGUUGCUCGUCACCAAGGCCACGGAGGUCUUCAUGGCUGUAAUGACGGACCACGCGUGGAAGAUCGGGCGACAGUGA